Messenger RNA from Triticum turgidum subsp. durum (durum wheat), 375 nucleotides. NCBI's taxonomy places the organism in Eukaryota, Viridiplantae, Streptophyta, Magnoliopsida, Poales, Poaceae. The record is from the annotation of a GenBank genome assembly.
AUGGCCGCACCACCCGCGCGUGUGCCGCUUCUUCGUGCACCCAGCCGGCCCUUCCCCGCCUCCCAGAUCAACCCCCGCCGUCACUUCCGGCCGUCGGUGUCGGUCGCCGUAGGAGGCGUGGGCGGCCCCGUGCUCCGCACCUGCAAGAAUUGCAAGAAGCAGUACGACCCGGCUGCGAAUCACCCUUCGUCAUGCCGCUACCACACGGCCCACUUUGGAGGGGAAACAAAGAGAAAAUUUGAAAGUGUCCAUUCUGGUGGGACCAUGGAUACGCCGGGUGCAGGCAAAGUGCUCCAGUACUGGCAUUGUUGUGGAUCAGAGGAUCCAUUUGAUGUUGGUUGUACUGCUGCUCCUCACUCUUCAUACGAUGACUAA